Necator americanus (New World hookworm) is the source of this 306-nucleotide messenger RNA. RefSeq lists its product as uncharacterized. The coding region runs from base 1 to 306 and encodes 101 amino acids. The record is from RefSeq and is a predicted model, not a curated record. The transcript is spliced from 4 exons. Lineage: Eukaryota; Metazoa; Nematoda; Chromadorea; Rhabditida; Ancylostomatidae.
AUGUUGGGCGGUCGUAAUAUUUGCUUUUACAUUCUCGUUCUAUACGUUCUUAGUGGUGCAUUCGGCUUAAGAUGUUACAUUGGAAGAUUUUUUGAAGUGAUAAAAUCGACGACUGCGUCAGAGAAGUUCUGUGCAGUUUACAUUGCUCUGGACUGCACUGGUGGACCAAGCGGGUACUUCGACCGGGGUUAUGCUGAUGGAACGUUUUCGGAUAAGACGAUGAUGGAGUUGAUCCCAGCAAUGACUGUCACUCUCGCUUAUCCUUUAACAUCAGGCCACAAGAAAGAGGAGGUAGAGGGUUUCUAG